AUGGGAAGCUUCUUCAUCCUCCGUUGCUUCUUGUUCUUCUUCUUUUUCUUCUUCAAUGGAGCAUUUGCAGCUGAAGGGAAGAUAUGGACCAGAACAGAAAUGGUGGAGAUGGCUGGCUACGGUGAGCAGAAACUCUCUUCCGUGAUCAUUACUGGUUCUCUUCUCUGCAACACUUCACGUCCUCACCUUCCCUCUAUAGCUAUUCCAGGUGCUACUGUUGCCAUCAAGUGCCACACUGGAUUCAAAAGGAGAUCCAAAUGGCAUAAGGCUGUUACUGAUGACUUGGGAGAGUUUGAAAUCGAUCUUCCUUCCCAACUCCACGCCAUUCCAAACCUCGAAAACGCAUGUUUCAUCAAGCCAGUACAUGUGCCUAAGCACUAUAGAUGCUAUCACACUUCUACCAAUAUACACAAACGUAUCAAACUUGUUUCCUCUACCAAUGGCUUCCGCGUCUACACCUCAGGGAAGAUCAGAUUACAGGGCCGCAGUUCAAGAUCAUAG
Messenger RNA from Thlaspi arvense, 501 nucleotides. Lineage: Eukaryota; Viridiplantae; Streptophyta; Magnoliopsida; Brassicales; Brassicaceae. The record is from the annotation of a GenBank genome assembly.